GCAGGCGCUGGCUGAGCGGGGCCAGACGAUCUCAGUUAGGCUGGAGCCGCCGUGCGAGCGGCCGGUGUAUGUGUGUGUGUGUAUUAACCUCCUAUGUACGGGGCCUGGCCUUUCCUCGCUGGUCAACUUUCUCAACGCUGACAUAACGAAGGCAAAAGAGCUUUCCAACGUUUCCCCGCGGUGUGUUCCAUCCCCGUGACAGUUCUGAUGGUGUGUUUUUCCCGCUCGCAAUGCAUCGCUGUGACCGCAAAGUUGGUUUCCGUGAAGACACGAUGAUCUAACUUCUUCGUAUGGGUGUUUGCGGCCAGGGUGGGUUUCGCCUUAUGUAUGUACUGUCAGAGCCUGAAAUGGAAAUUUGGUGAAUGGGUUCGCAGAGAUUUAAGUAAUUUUAUCGGUAUUUUGACUUGGGACGUUUUCUAGAUGGUGAUAAACCUUGGACGGUGCAAUCAUGGUUCAGACUGAGCACUCGUGGAUUGUAAUGAAUAAUCAUGGGCUCAAGUGACUGACACGUAAAAAUAUCUUAUAUCAAUUUCUUUCACUUAUUAAACUUUAUGGUCUAGUACAGUUGUUUUAAGUUCGACCACAAUAUUCUGACUCUCCUUUACUGGACUCUUAGAGACUUUAGAAAUGCACAGAUGUUGUGGAAAACCUCUGAAAUGGGAGUUAGUUUUCUUUUGAAGUUCUCGGUGAAGCGGGUUGCUGAAAAGUUUAAGUAAUUUUUGUAGUGGUGGUGGUAGUGGUGGUGGUGGUGGUGGUGGUAGUGGUGGUGGUGGUAGUGGUGGUGUUGGUGGUGGAUAUGACUACCGAGCAGCUCAAACUUCGUCGAGGUGGAGGUAAUGAUUAUUGAGCACGCAGAACUUUCCUACCAUCACUAACAUUCUAAAUGGUCUCAUGUCUGAAAGUUUCAUCUCUUUUUAUUCCCCUGAUCCGGGUCGAGCAACACUGACAUGACCGGAAAGACGAACUAGAAAACAGUCGCAGGGAGGCUGCAGUGACGACAUCCACAGCCCAUAGCAACCGGAUCUGGUAGUAAGUCGUUCAGUGGAAGAACCCGAGCGAGAUUGGAAUGCUAGUCUCUUAUGGUGAUGAACUGUGAUGGAGAACUGUUGUAGUGAAGUUAACCGGUAACAUGUGAUGGAGACCCUGCUCUGGUGACUAUUCCGGUGACCUGCAAUGUAAACCUGACUUGUGCUGGUGAGUGACUCGAUGUAACCACGGCUAAUCAUAAUAUCUGGUGACCACACGACUGAGAGAGAGAGACAAGGAGCGCUUACACCAUGUUCAUCUUCCUUUACGUUAUGGGUCUGCUGAUGGUUUCUGCGUGCGGGGGACCUGAGGACGUGGAGGCAGCCUACCCACUGACAGGAGUGACGGAACUGACACCCAUCUCCUACACCAGCUUGACGGGGGCGCUGCUGAACCACGACGACGAAGACGACGAAGCAGAGAUAGUCGAGGACGAGGAGGGCAAUGAGGACGAGGACGAGGAAGAGCCUUACUUUGACGCCUCAAUGUCUCCGACUUACACAGCCUACCUGGGCAAAACAGCCACACUCACCUGUAUAGUCCACGCUGCCAAGAGUGACAAGUCGGUGUCAUGGAUGAGAGGUCGCGACCUGAGAAUCCUGACGGUGGGUCGCUAUACCUACACCACCGACCUGAGGUUCGAGGCGCUGCACCAGCAGGCGAGCACUGAAUGGACGCUCAGGAUCAAGUCGGUGCAGCUGCGUGAUCAGGGAAACUACGAGUGUCAGAUCACCACACGACCCAUCAGCACCUUCAACGUCUUUCUCAAGGUGGUAGAGCCGACGGUGGAGGUGUUGGGAGCGCCGGACAUUUACGUGAAUCGAGCCAGUAUGAUCAACCUCACCUGCAUCGUCCACCACGCCCCCUACCCACCUGAGGCCAUCACCUGGUACCACAACAACCAGAGCAUCAGCUACACGUCUCCCCGUGGUGGAGUAAGUGUGGUGGAGGAGCGGGGGGAGACCACCACCAGCUUCCUGCUCCUGCAGAACGCCAGAGCCUCGGACACUGGCACCUUCACCUGUCAACCAGAGGGCAUGCAGCCGGCUCUAGCCACACUCCAUGUGCUCGACGGGGAGCAUCAGGCGGCCAUGCAGACCAACUCCAGCUGCGUCUGUGCACCCAAGCUCUCUUUCCUUGUCGUGGCCUUCAUCGUCACCUGCUGUGCAGUCUUGUGAAGUGCGCAGCGCCUCCUGACACUCCCACACUGCGCUGGUACCUGACGCUACUACAGUGCGCACCUGAUGCCGCUGGGCGCGUUGGAUCUCUCGACGCACGCCUGACGCAGCAGUGUGCCGAGGAUACGACUGGUCGCGUGCGGUUCGUCGCAUGCGACCCUCCCCGGGCAGCGAAGAUUGGAAGGGGAAAUGCAGGUCACCAGGCAUGACAUUCUGGCCCUCUGAUAUAGGAUUCUUGAAAGAAAGUCACUUGUCACGAGAGAGAGAGAUACGUGACCAGAUCUCCGGAUCUAUUUUACUGGUGGAUGAGGACCCACAGAGAGCCGUUCUUGUACGAAGUCAACUUAAUUUCAGUGACGAACUCAACCUGUCAUCCGAACUCAACCUGCCAAUUGAACCCAACCUGUCAAUUGAACUCAACUCGUCAUUCGAACUCAACCUGUUAAACUGAAAACUGAACUCAACCUGUCAAUUGGUGACAAAUCAUCUCGAAUAAUAAAUCAGCCGCAGUUCUGGAAAACGUGUUUCCGGCGAGCAACAGAACAGCCAGAAGCGCUGGAAUAAAAUAUUACCGACAAACUGUCAUGAAUUGACGAAUGGCUGACCGUGUUUGGGCAACUCCGCAUGACCUAAAAUCCAGAAGUUUUGCGUUAAUACGAUAUUAAAUCGGGAUUAUAAAACCCAUUAAUUAUUGAGCCGGGACUUCUGUUAUUUUCAUUUCAGAAAAAAAUAUAUCUAUGAUUUGCAGUUUCGUUUAAUUUUUUUAUAUUGUAUGAAAAUUUAUCUCCGAGUGUCAGAACGGUUAAUUACAAUUAGGAGAAACCAAAUUAUGUUGUUGUAUUGCAAAAUCAUUCUGGAAAAUAUUGCAACACUAGCGAGUAUUAGAGUCACUGUGAGUGUUUACGAGCAGAAACUUCUCAGACUGAGUCUUAAUUUCUUCGUAAGAUGAUGCAUAAGACAGGAAAAACACUGGUAACCACACGAAUCUUCCUUCCGAGAAACUGUUGGACUAUUACUGCUGGAUUUCAUACUUCUAUACGUUAUCCCAAGACUACCAAAACUGAGUAACACAAACAGGAAGCAUAAUGAACUAAACUUAAAAAAGUUGCUGACACAGAGUAACGAAGCUGAUCCUUAUGGAAAUUUCACUAAAAAUUCCACCUUAUUUAGCCCUUGAAAAAAGAAAUGAAACACAUACUGCUGUUACUAGUACGCAGCCUGGAAUGUGUACGUCUUCCCCAGCUGGCCACCGUGGCGUGUCAAGUCCAGAACAGAUGACACAGGUGUGAGGUAUUGCGUCAGUAACGUGGUACAGUGUCAUGUAAUCUCCAGAUAUACAAGACUCGCACACGGGAAGCGUCUCAGAGCCAUUUGUACCGUUGAGUAGUGUAUCUGGUGAGGUCAGUGUUCUGGUUGCUCAUGUGAACACAAACUGCAACAUUCCUGAUUCUACUGCCGAGGAACUUCAUCUAUGCUGAUCAUUUCCUGCUCAUAGUAGGAAGAUAACCGUUUGAUCUCACCUGUUGUAAAUAUCUCUCUGUGUCCUUCAGUACUGUGUCUCGUCUCCACUAGACCUAAAACUGCAACGUAGCCUUUUAUUUUUACUGUGGUUUUAUAUGCUGGAUAGUAGAAAUGUAGGUCGAAAAUCCCGGUGUAAUUUUAAUUUUUCGUUUCCAUUUCUUUCGUUGAGUUUUACCUGAGAGUUUUGGGGGCCACUGCUGCUGCGAUCAUCAUCCCUUCACCUUCCCCCUUCUCUUUGUUGAUAAUAAUUAUUUCAUGGUCAUUUACGAGAGAGAGAGAGAGAGAGAGAGAGAGAGAGAGAGAGAGAGAGAGGAGAGAGAGAGAGAGAGAGAGAGAGAGAGAGAGAAAGAGAGAGAAGAUUAAUUAAAACAACUGACGAAAUAUCGUACGAGAUUAAAAUGCAUAAAGUAUAAAGAGAGAGACAGAGAGAGGCAGAAUUAAUCAAAAUAGAUUAUCAGUUUUUUUUUACCGAUAAACUCGCCAUCACAAUAACAUAAAUUAAGGGUGAAAAAAAAGGAUCAUUGGAACUUUACUUGAACAACCUUUCCCCCCAAAAAUUACCAAAUCCUAAAAUAAUAACCUGUGUGCACGUUAUUUACACCACAAAACAUACUUAACUUUCUUAAACAAUUCGACUCGCGACAGCAUAGUAACAUGAUCAUAGCCAACUCAGGGACCUCACAGAACCCGACCCACGGGAAGGUCAACCUAAGAUUACAAAACCAACGCUCUUACCACUGCACUAUGGAGGUUCCGCUCUACCGUGAAACCAUCACUGUACCGUGGAAGUAGCACUGUACCAUAGAGAUAAUGUACUUUGGGGCAAAAUUCCUAGCUCACCUUCCCUCUCCACUCUCAUUAUAUGCUACAUGUUAGUCACGGAGAGCUAAAUCUAUGGUAUUUAACCCGCUUAAUUUCUAAUUUUAAAUUCAUGGGUUAAAUUGAUUCAAUUUAAUAAAAAAUGUUAAUAAUUCUUUCAUUAAUUCCUCGUUCAGAAAAAGGAUACAUAGUUUUUCUUUAUAAUUUCCGUAUUGUAAAGGAACAUCAACCUUUUCUAUGAGAUAAAUUUUGUAAAGGAAAAUCCAGAUAAACAACUCGAAAUUUGUCACAUUCUGCUAUACGUAGAAAAUUAAAUAUAAAUUAUGUAACAUAAAUUAUACAAUAUAAAUUAUACAGUAAAUAUACUGUAAAUAUACAGUAAAUGUACUAUAAGUAUACAGUAAAUAUAUCAGUAUGUGUAUCCAUCGUGAAGUGACUCAGUCAUGUGUUCCUACUGUGACCACAUAGAAGCAGUAGGUGUCACUAUGUUAGGUGGGUCAGAGGGUCAGUUAUACCCACCCACUGCGGAGUGACCCAGUCAUAUGUAUCCACUGCGGAGUGACUCAGUCAUAUGUAUCCACUGCGAAGUGACUCAGUCAUAUGUAUCCACUGCGAGUGACUCAGUCAUAUGUA
Messenger RNA from Cherax quadricarinatus, 5177 nucleotides. RefSeq names its product zwei Ig domain protein zig-8-like. NCBI's taxonomy places the organism in Eukaryota, Metazoa, Arthropoda, Malacostraca, Decapoda, Parastacidae. Gene Ontology annotation, biological process: synapse organization. The record is from RefSeq and is a predicted model, not a curated record. Gene Ontology annotation, cellular component: neuron projection membrane.